AAUAAAAAACAUAAAAUAAGAAUUAAAUUAAAGACGUAUGUAUUUAUUAUUUAUUAGAAUUCAUUUAUCACUCUUUGUUUCAAUAAAACCAAUAAUUACACAACGAAAAUAGGUCAACGUCCGUUGUAUUACAAAUUUAAAAUAAUUCUUUCGUCAAAUCGUCAGUACAGCUGUGUUUGCGCGCCAAAAUGCACGCUUAGAAACUAGAGAUAUCCGCACUCGGCAGUACCUUAGAAGUUUAGAAGUAAUAGAGCUGAUAUUUUUCAUUUGAAACGUAAACAUGGAGACAACAGACGAGAAAAACAGGUUAGGAAAAAUUAAAUCCUUUAUAAAGACGAAAACUGAUUUUUUAAUAGAAUAUGAAACAGGAGAAUCGGCGAAAUUGACCAUUCUGAACCGACACGUAUUCAGAUAUCACAUGUCGCCGACCGGGAACUUCCCUGAGUACCCUACGCCUAACAACAACGAUGAUGAAGCCAGAAUAAAUCACAAAAGGGUCAGUGAAUACGAGACUGAACCGUUCAAACUCUCCCUGCUCGAAGAAGACAAAGAAUUUCACAUCGUCGAUACUAAUGAGAUAAGAAUACAGUUUGAUAAAACGAAUAGUGUUAUGUCGAUAGUCGAUCGGAGAACCGACGAAGUGGUUCUCAAAGAAUACCAACCAAUAUUCUAUGACUAUGGCGUCAUCGUUCAAGAGUUGAAACAACACAACAAUGAAUAUUUCUUCGGAGGGGGCAUGCAAAAUGGUCGCUUCAGUCAUAAAAAUGAGGUCAUUGAAAUUGUAAACAACAACGAGUGGGAUGAUGGUGGUAUUGCCUCUCCUUGUCCAUUCUUUUGGUCCACGCGUGGGUACGGCGUGCUCCGUAACACUUGGCAACCAGGAAAUUAUGAUUUCGGUUCGGAAAACAAAGACAAAAUCGAAACUAUGCAUUAUGGUGAAGAUUUCGAUGCAUUUUACUUUAUAAAUAAGAAACCAAAGGAUAUUCUAAACGAUUAUUUCGAGCUAACUGGAUUCCCUAUAUUUAUGCCAGAAUACGCGUUUUAUGAAGCCCAUUUGAACACCUUCAAUCGCGAUUACUGGGUAAAGGUUACGCCGGAAACGAAAGGCGCGAUCUUGUUUGAAGACGGCGAAUUUUACAAAAGUUUUCAGCCCAGCGAGAUCGGUAACAAAAAAGGUAUAUUAGAAUCAUUGAACGGAGAAAAUAAUAAUUACCAAUUUUCCGCGAGAGCUAUGGUAGAUAGAUAUCGAAAACACGAUAUGCCACUAGGUUGGUUCAUACCAAACGAUGGAUAUGGCUCGGGUUACGGCCAAACGGACACGUUGGACGGCGAUAUCGAAAACUUAAGGGAAUUCGUGCGAUAUUCAAACAAUAAAGGGGUACAAGUUGCACUUUGGACCGAGUCUAACCUCGAACCCAAGGAUCCAAAAAAUCCUAAGAAAAGCGAACGAGAUCUUUGCAAGGAAAUUAGCGUAGCAGGGGUCGUCGCUUUGAAAUGUGAUGUGGCUUGGAUAGGCAGCGGCUACUCUUUCGGGCUGAACGCAGUCGAAAAGAGCACGAAUAAAUUUACUGCUAGCACUAGAAACAAGGCUAGGCCCUUGAUAAUAAUGGUUGACGGUUGGGCUGGAACUCAGAGAUACGCAGGCAUUUGGAGUGGAGAUCAAUCUGGGGGCGAAUGGGAAUACAUACGUUUCCACAUCCCCACUUACAUCGGUACCGGUUUAUCUGGCCAGCCUGUCGUUGGUUCAGAUAUGGACGGAAUUUACGGCGGUGGGCAUAGAGAAAUUAAUAUUCGUGAUUAUCAGUGGAAAACUUUUACACCAUUGCAACUAAAUAUGGACGGCUGGGGUAAUACACCGAAAACCCCGUUCAGCUUUGACGUUGAAUCAACGAACAUAAACAGAGCUUACUUGAAAUUGAAAUCUAUGUUACUACCUUAUAAUUACACUAUCGGUCACGAAUCAACUAAAGGUUUGCCAAUGAUAAGGGGUAUGUUCUUGGAAUUUCCGAACGAAAUACCUGCCUACACGUUGGAAUCGCAAUACCAAUACAUGUGGGGUCCAAGUCUGUUAGUAGCCCCUAUCUACUGUAACUAUAAGUCCUCGGAUGGUGAUUCAAUUAGACAUGGAAUUUAUCUUCCAAAUCCAAAACAGAUAUGGAUUGAUUUGUUUACGGGUGAAAAAUAUAUUGGCGGUAAAAUCUACAACAACUUUAACUGCCCGCUGUGGAAGAUUCCCGUUUUUGUUAAAGAUGGUGCAAUCAUACCGUUCGUGAACCCUAAUAAUAAUGUAACUGAAGUACAAAGGGAUAAAAGAAUAAUUAGAAUAUAUCCGAACAAUGAAACCACCUUCGAUAUUUACGAAGAUGAUGGCAUAACUACUGAUUAUUUAGAUAGAAUAUCGGCUACAACGCGUGUUAAUGUAGAAGGUCCACCUUCUAAUGAGCGCGGCGACUUAUACAUACACAUCCACAAAACAAAAGGAUUCUAUAGAAAUAUGGUUGUAAAUCGAUCAACAAUUUUACAAAUCAUCGUAUCUAAAGACGUUGAGCUUGUAGAAGUUUUGGUCAAAGGAGAAUCCAUUAAAAUUAACAAAGUUGAAACUGAUGAAUCAUUCGAAAAGAAAGAGAACAUUUAUUAUUACAAAAAAGAUUUUUACGCGAACCCGUAUCUUGCGGAUUGUGGUGGCGAGGCAAUUAAGCAAAAAUGUGUAUUAAUCAAAAUACAAAAGGUCGAUAUUUCAAUAGAAGAUAUAAUAAUAAAAGUGAACGGAUUCGCAAAUGAAACACCUAUAUUGGGUAACGUUGUAAAUAUUGACAAAAAUAUAAAAACACCCGCUUCGUUUACCGUUGACGAGAACAAAAUUACUGGAAACAGUAUUACUUUAAAAUGGAAUGAAACAGAAAACGCAGAUUACUACGAAAUAGAAAAAGACGGCUUUAUUUAUAGCUAUAUAAUCGGUGAUAUAUUCACAUUCAACGAUCUGAAAGGCCACAGCGCAUAUUCAUUUAGAAUUAGAGCUGUAAGCCCCGUUGGCGUAUCAAAGUGGAGUUAUUUGAUUACGGUCGAAACAGCCCAAAGUUUGUAUGAAAAUGCCCUAAAAGACGUACAGGUUUCAUGCAAUAUACCCUGUGAGGAUGGCCAGGAGGUACAUAAUCUUACCAACGGUAAAAAGAGCAUAUGGCACACAUGUUGGUCCAAACAACACCAAGCUUACCGAGAAACAGGUGGCGUCAUUAGGCUGACUUUCGAUUUAGGGGAUAUUUACCCAAUCAAGUUAAUAGAAUACACACCGCGCAAAGACGCCGGCAACGGAACAAUACUGCUAUUGCAGUACAAAUGUUCUACUGAUGGGAAACAUUGGACCAAAGAUUCCGAUCCUAUAAAAUGGGAUUUAGAUAAUAAAGUCAAGACUAUUGCACUAAGUGGCGACAAAUUUAGAUACAUUCAAAUACACAUUUUGAAGUCGAUAGGUGGAUUCGGUUCGGGCGAAUCUAUCAGGUUCUAUCCAUAAUUAAAAUUCAAAGAACAUUGUAAACGAAC
Bombyx mandarina (wild silkworm) is the source of this 3540-nucleotide messenger RNA. RefSeq lists its product as uncharacterized. Gene Ontology annotation, biological process: carbohydrate metabolic process. NCBI's taxonomy places the organism in Eukaryota, Metazoa, Arthropoda, Insecta, Lepidoptera, Bombycidae. Gene Ontology annotation, molecular function: protein binding; hydrolase activity, hydrolyzing O-glycosyl compounds; carbohydrate binding. The record is from RefSeq and is a predicted model, not a curated record.